This is a messenger RNA of Aspergillus clavatus NRRL 1, 909 nucleotides long. RefSeq names its product J domain-containing protein. Bases 1 to 909 code for a protein of 302 amino acids. NCBI's taxonomy places the organism in Eukaryota, Fungi, Ascomycota, Eurotiomycetes, Eurotiales, Aspergillaceae. The record is from RefSeq and is a predicted model, not a curated record. The transcript has a single exon.
AUGCCCAAGAAAUCCAAUCUCCUAUGCUAUGGUGGUCUCCCAUCACUGAUUCCAUCCGCCUCCCCGCCACCCGUCUCUCGUCGACCAUGGUGCAGGCUGUAUGCAACAGCUCACGAUGCCCAUGACAGGAACUUCUCGUGGCCGAGCUCAUCAUCUUUUACCCCCUAUGAUAUCUUCAGACAGGACCGAGGAGCUCCGUAUUCGAAGAGCCGUUUCUACGACCUGGUAAAGGCCUACCACCCCGAUCGACCGUGCAAUGGGCACCCGCUGUGCAGGAAUCUCACGCCCGAGGUGCGCCUCCAGCGGUAUCAUCUAGUGGUCGCGGCGCACGAGAUCCUCUCCGACCCGGCCAAGCGCGCAGCGUACGAUCAGUUCGGCACCGGAUGGAAUCUUCACCCGUCGCGUGGUCCCCACGCACAUCCCUCCUGGGCUGCGACUGGACCGGGCCCUCACGGCUCCAUCUUCAACAAUGCCACAUGGGAAGAUUGGGAGAGGUGGCACAAACGGCAUCAGGGGAAGCAGCAGCAGAUUGUAGACCACCGGACCUUUGUUACCUUUAUCUUCCUUCUUGUGCUUUUCGGAAGCGCCGUCCAGGCCUCGUGGAUUGGGCAGCUGAGCACGGGAUACGAGGACAGACUCCGGGAGGUCAACGAGGAAUCGGUGCGGCUCCUUGCGGGGCGAAGAGAGGCUACCGCGAAGCAGAUGGGGUCUCAGAAGGCUUCUGUCGAGCAUUUCUUGAUCCGCAGAGAUCCGUCCGGCUUUGGCUUGAAAGGGGAGGAGCAGCCCGUGUACCAGGAGGUGCUUCAGUCUCGCAACCAGCAGUCCAGUCCGCUUUUGCAGAUCGAGGGCCCGGCUAAAUCGAGCAGCCCUUCUGUCGAUGCUGCGGUGAGACCUGUCAAUGACUCUUGA